This is a messenger RNA of Pyricularia oryzae 70-15, 1273 nucleotides long. RefSeq lists its product as uncharacterized. Lineage: Eukaryota; Fungi; Ascomycota; Sordariomycetes; Magnaporthales; Pyriculariaceae. The transcript has 2 exons. The record is from RefSeq and is a predicted model, not a curated record. The coding region runs from base 383 to 1006 and encodes 207 amino acids.
CGAAAUUUCAAGCUUUUUUGGGAAAUGAUGAAAUAAAUGUAACUGGCCUUGCACUUGAAUGAAUGGAAGGAAAUCACAAUCACCUGACCUGACGUGCAAAGAUAAACGGACUCUAUCUCUCCUGGCCUGUUAUACAAGUUACGUAAGCGACGGCCAAGAUUCUGGGCAGCUUUCGAACGAUGGGGUAUGGAGCUAGCUGUUGGUUUCACGACAUACAAAGCAAUGCUAUGUGGCACUUCAGCUGCGAUACACACUCAAACACCUAGACCUCAAAUUAUCACCAUCUCAGCACCCUAUUCAGAUCAAAGAACCAACCUACUUCAUGUCUUUGGACGUUCCAACCUCUUGAUAUAUAAUCACACUUUCUUCGUCGCCCUAAAAAAUGGCGAGCCCACCGCCGCCGUCCACAUCCCCCAUCACGCUGCGAAUACCCUCCAAAUAUGCCUCAGAAACCCCUUCCGCCGCCGCCACCGCGGAGCCGACACUCGACUUCCUCCACCGGACAUGGUCAGUGACUCACUCGACCCUGGCCAUGUGGCGCGACGCCCGCAAUGUCCGCAUCACCUACCGCCCGCUCCCACCGACGUCUGACGGCAAGACACGCGUUGACGACAUGGUCGAGUACGAGGCCCGCGGCGGCCAGGGCGGGGUCAAGUCGGUCGCCGGUGUUGACACGGCGGUCUCCACGUCAUCCCUCACGGCGUGGGACUGGCGCGGCAAGGGCUGGCUCUUCUUCGUCACCAGCCACUGGGAGGUGUUGGGGUGGGGCGAGCGGCCCGUGGCGGGCGGCGAAGGCCAGAUGGAGCGCUGGGCUGUGACGUGGUUCGCGCCCACGCUCUUCACCAAGGAGGGCAUCGACAUCUACUGCGACCGCAAGGAGGGGUUGAGCAAAGAGACUGAGGACCUGGUAAUGACUGCGCUGAGGGGCAUUGGUGCGGAGAAGCUGGUCGCCAUGGUCGACAGGGACAUGCGGCCGGUCGAGAUUCAGCUGCCGUGGAAGCUCUAGUUCAGCAGCAGCUGGUGCUGGGAGCGCCUGUGUGCGUGUUUUGCAUGCUGUGCUGCAUGCUGUGCUUGUUGCCCUGAAUGCUGCGUCGGGUGUCUCGAGUGUUGUGCUAUAGUCGCGGAUCCUAAUUAGCAAGCUUGGCGUUUGGGUUUUGGUUUGUGUUCAAGAUAUUUAUAGAGUCGUACUAUGGGGGUAUCAUCCUCUCCGGUUGUACUAUUAAAUUCAUAUUAGUAUGGUAAUCAUAACAUGGAAACAGCGACUGGGUCACGC